UGCUCGGCAUUAUAAAGUACCGCCCACAUUCUCCGCGCCUGCUCAAUGCGGAUAUAGCUGCUAACUUUCCUGACAGUCACGUAUAUUAUCUGCACCGUUCAGGGACAAACGUUGCAUACAAUUCCGUGAGCUGGCUCGUAGCAAUAAGUGAUAUACACGAUAGUUGUAUCCGUUACCCGAGUCUAAGGUCUUACUGUGGCGAAACAGGACACUUAAUGCGCGUCGGGGGCUAGUUGAUGUUAGCAUGCUAAAACUAGCCACCUAGCCGUGUGUGGCUAACAGGAGUAGCCAGUCAUUGUGACAGCAGAGAGCCAAGAUUUGUGUGAAGUUUUGAAUCAAAGGGAUGGACCUUGAGCCAGAGGCAGCCUCAGAACGAAUUCUCCUGGAGCCAUACAAAUACUUGUUGCAGCUGCCAGGAAAGCAAGUGAGGACAAGACUUUCUCAAGCAUUCAACCACUGGCUCAAUGUUCCAGAGGACAAACUGCAGGUGAUCAUCGAAGUGACGGAGAUGCUGCACAACGCCAGCUUGCUCAUAGAUGACAUUGAGGACAGCUCCAAGCUGCGGCGAGGCUUCCCCGUAGCCCACAGCAUCUACGGCAUUCCUUCCGUCAUCAACUCCGCUAACUACGUCUACUUCUUGGGUUUGGAAAAGGUGCUGACGCUGGAGCACCCAGAGGCUGUGCGCGUCUUCACGCGGCAGCUGCUGGAGCUGCACCGCGGCCAGGGCUUGGACAUCCAUUGGCGAGACACGUACACCUGUCCCACCGAGCAGGAGUACCGCAACAUGGUGCUGCAGAAAACUGGUGGGCUCUUCGGCCUGGCAGUAGGCCUAAUGCAGCUCUUCUCCGACUGGAAGCAGGACUUGAAACCACUCCUGGACACGCUGGGUCUCUUCUUUCAGAUCCGGGAUGACUACGCCAACCUGAGCUCACGCGAGUACAGCGAGAACAAGAGCUUCUGCGAGGACCUAACAGAAGGGAAGUUCUCUUUUCCCACAAUCCACGCCAUCUGGUCACGCCCUGAGAGCACCCAGGUGCAGAACAUCCUCCGGCAGCGCACCGAGAACAUGGACAUUAAACGCUACUGCGUGGACUACUUGGAGAAGGUGGGCUCGUUCGCGUACACCCGCCAGACGCUACGUGACCUGGAGGCAGAGUCCUAUCGACUAGUCAAAGAGUUUGGGGGGAACCCUCAGCUGGAGAGCCUGGUCAAAAUCCUUAGCCACAUGCACCAGGAGGUGGACACAACAGGAGAGUCUAACUGUGAGCUGCAGUCCAACCAGGACAACUGAACUCUGUUUCCUGCAUACCAAAUGAACAUAGUGAAGUUGUUAAUGUAGGGAAACGCAAUUCUAGCACAUGCAAUCAUGUUCAAACAUCGAAGAGGUCAUAAGUCCAUUUGCUUCUAAACGUAAAAAGUUCCAGUGGACCACAUUUCAUUUCCUUCCUCUGCAACAAACACCAUCAAACAUUGUGCAAGGUUUUAAAGCACUUUGAGUGCCUUGAAGGUAGAAAAGUGUUUUAAUAAUAAAGCCCAUUUGCUGAUGUUUUGAGUGCUGAAGUGACAUGUUGGUCCUUAUUCAUCACUCAUGUCUGUCUUACUUGUUACACUACUGCUACUGCUUGUGUGCAUUGAUUCCUCACAGUAUGAUCACAUUUACUUUAUUUCAUCACUCUCUGUUGUCAUUACAUGCAUUUGUAUCUACUAAAUAAAGACUAUUCAUAAAUCUUAAA
This is a messenger RNA of Nerophis lumbriciformis (worm pipefish), 1733 nucleotides long. RefSeq names its product geranylgeranyl diphosphate synthase 1 (gene ggps1). Gene Ontology annotation, molecular function: prenyltransferase activity. Gene Ontology annotation, biological process: isoprenoid biosynthetic process. The record is from RefSeq and is a predicted model, not a curated record. Lineage: Eukaryota; Metazoa; Chordata; Actinopteri; Syngnathiformes; Syngnathidae.